AUGGCGAAAUCCACAAAGCAAAAUCGAGGGCAUUUCGUGCUCUCUUGUUUCAUAUUCAUCUUCUUCCUCUGCGUGUUGGCUUCAAUAAACGAGGUUCGAUUCGAGGGCUUAUUGAAGUUCGGUCGAUGUGCUCUCUCAAACGAAUCUCUGCCCAUAAACUCUUCCUCUUCCAACGAAGAAGACCUUCGUAUUCUCAUCUCCGUUCUCACUCUCCCCGACCAAUACCUACGACGACACUUCCUGCGACUCGUCUACGGCACACAAACCUUAGAGGGUGCAAAAGUGGACGUGAAGUUCGUGUUCUGUAACCUCACAAAAGAAGAACAAAAAGUUAUGGUGGCGUUGGAGAUCAUGAGGUUCAACGACAUCAUGAUCCUCAACUGCACAGAGAACAUGAACAAGGGGAAAACCUCAACGUUCUUCUCGAGCUUGCCCCAGAUUUUCAACGAAACGAACGGUCCUUACCCUCCUUACCACUACGUGAUGAAAGCAGAUGAUGACACGUAUGUGAGACUAAACAGUUUGGUGAGGUCAUUGAAACCGUUGCCGAGGGAGGAUUUAUAUUAUGGUUUCGUGAUACCGUGUGGAAGCAUGGACCCCUUUAAACACUACAUGUCUGGGAUGGGGUUUGUGGUAUCAUGGGACAUUGUAGAGUGGAUUCAUGGUUCGGAUAUUCCUAAGAAACACGUUGUGGGGCCAGAGGAUAAGGUGUUUGGAGAUUGGAUGCGAUGGGCUCGGCGUGGAAAGAAUAGGUAUAAUGCCAAGUGGUCUAUGUAUAAUUAUCCUGAUCCACGCUCGGUUUGUAGCCACGAUCUUUGGCCAGAUACUAUUGCGGUUCAUUUGUUGAAGAAUCAAGAGAAGUGGAUUCGGACUCUUAGCUAUUUCAACCACACUGAUUCUUUGAAGCCAUCCAAGUUGUACCAUAUAGCUUAG
Abrus precatorius (Indian licorice) is the source of this 933-nucleotide messenger RNA. Its product is annotated as beta-1,3-galactosyltransferase 6. The transcript has a single exon. Gene Ontology annotation, cellular component: Golgi membrane. The coding region runs from base 1 to 933 and encodes 310 amino acids. Gene Ontology annotation, molecular function: hexosyltransferase activity. The record is from RefSeq and is a predicted model, not a curated record. Lineage: Eukaryota; Viridiplantae; Streptophyta; Magnoliopsida; Fabales; Fabaceae.